CGUCCCGCCUCCUUACAGCUGAAACACUCUGUGUGUCUCGUAUCGGGACCGGCUGCUGCUUCCUUUGAAGCUCCAUCUCUCUUCCUCCUCCCUACCGAUCAUCCCUCCUCUCUCUCUCCUGCUGUUCUCUCUCUCUCUCUCUCUCUCCUCCUCCACUCUCUCCUCCUCCUCUCUCUGGCUCUGUUGUCGGUUAGUGUUGUAGCUAGAAGGAGGAACAUGCAGCAUCCUGGAGGAACAUGCGUGGCGUUACCCAACGUGGACGCCUGUCCUCAGCUGUCCUGCGCCGCCCUCACCUUCAUGUAUUUACAGCAGGGUAACCAGGACACACCGGCCCCCCCGGACCCAUCCAUGGCCCAGGCUUACCCAUCAGCCCAGUUUGCCCCCCCUCCCCAGAAUGGCAUUCCAGCUGAGUUCACAACCUCCCACGCCCAUCCACAUCCACACUCCCACCCACAUCCACACCAGCACCCAGCAGCCCCACAGGACUACAGCGGGGUCCAGGCCUCCGUCAGCGAGCAUCCCCUCAACCUGUACCAGUCCUCACAGAGCCACGGCGAGCAGAGCGGCUCGGAGUCCGCCAGUCAGACAGUCACCGGCACGGCCACACAGACGGACGAUGCCUCCCAGACGGACAGCCAGCCACCAACACAGACUGCAGCUGAAAGCACAGACAUCAAGGCCCAGCCCAAGAGACUCCACGUCUCCAACAUCCCCUUCAGGUUCAGAGACCCGGACCUCAGGCAAAUGUUCGGCCAAUUUGGCAAAAUCUUAGAUGUGGAAAUCAUCUUCAACGAGCGAGGCUCUAAGGGUUUUGGGUUCGUAACGUUCGAGCAUAGCGUGGACGCCGACAGGGCCAGAGAGAAAUUACACGGCACCGUGGUAGAAGGCCGUAAAAUAGAGGUCAACAAUGCAACAGCCCGAGUAAUGACAAAUAAGAAGACUGUCAACCCAUAUGCAAAUGGCUGGAAGUUAAAUCCAGUGGUCAGUGCUGUCUACAGCCCAGAGUUCUAUGCAGUCCCAGGUUUCCCCUACCCAUCAGCCAGUGCAGCAGCAGCGUACAGAGGAGCCCACCUACGAGGCCGAGGCCGGACCGUCUACAACACGUUCAGGGCGGCCGCCCCGCCUCCUCACAUCCCAGCUUACGGAGGUGUUGUUUACCAGGAUGGAUUUUAUGGUGCAGAUAUUUAUGGUGGUUACGCUGCCUACAGAUAUGCCCAGCCUACUCCUGCCACAGCUGCUGCAUACAGUGACAGUUACGGACGAGUAUAUGCUGCCGACCCCUUCAACCACACACUCACUCCAGCAGCCACAUACAGCGUUGGUGCCAUGAAUGCGUUCCCCCCUCUGACGGACUCGAAGACUCGGAGCCAUGCUGAUGACGUUGGUCUGGUUCUGUCCUCCCUGCAGGCCAGUAUAUACCGGGGAGGCUACAGCCGCUUCGCCCCCUAUUAGCAACACCUCCACCCUGAACUCCACCUCCACGGGACAGACAUAAGUGUGUGUUUGUGUGUGUGUGUGUGUGUGUGUGUGUAUGUAUGUGUGAGUGUGUGUGUGUGUGUGAGUGACCUGUUAGCAACACCUCCACCCUGAACUCCACCUCCAACAGGACAGAAAUAAGUGUGUGUGUGAGUGACCUGUGAGCAACACCUCCACCCUGAACUCCACCUCCAACGGGAUAGAAAUAAGUGUGUGUGUGUGUGUGUGUGUGUGUGUGUGUGUGAAUGAGAAGACGAGUAUUGAUCGGAGACGUUACUGAGGCCUGGGUAUUGCAAUACAUGCAGUUUGUGCAUCAUUUCAGCAUCUCCUCAGAGAGAAGUUUAAAAAAAAUGAAUUAAUAAAUAAAAUGACAGC
Centropristis striata (black sea bass) is the source of this 1851-nucleotide messenger RNA. RefSeq names its product RNA binding fox-1 homolog 1 (gene rbfox1). Gene Ontology annotation, cellular component: nucleus; cytoplasm. Gene Ontology annotation, molecular function: mRNA binding. Gene Ontology annotation, biological process: regulation of alternative mRNA splicing, via spliceosome; nervous system development. The record is from RefSeq and is a predicted model, not a curated record. Lineage: Eukaryota; Metazoa; Chordata; Actinopteri; Perciformes; Serranidae. The transcript is spliced from 12 exons. The coding region runs from base 217 to 1452 and encodes 411 amino acids.